This is a messenger RNA of Crotalus tigris (Tiger rattlesnake), 2285 nucleotides long. RefSeq names its product tetratricopeptide repeat domain 29 (gene TTC29). The record is from RefSeq and is a predicted model, not a curated record. Gene Ontology annotation, molecular function: protein binding. Bases 210 to 1640 code for a protein of 476 amino acids. The transcript is spliced from 11 exons. Lineage: Eukaryota; Metazoa; Chordata; Lepidosauria; Squamata; Viperidae.
UACAGGUACGGCUAGCGACGCUGACAAUUUAAAGCAACAGUUUCAUCCAUUUGAUGCAACUUCGGCGAGCACCUUCUCUGAGACUGGUCUAAGAGGUCCACGGACGAAAGGCGCCACGGCGGAACCUCACGCAGCGCUGAGUCAGACGGACCGGCCUGUCCUGGGCGGAGCGUUCGGUAGUCCCGCUGCCUAGGCUCCGCCCCGCUACCAUGGUAACGAGGAAGCGUCCUUUCCCGAGGGAGGCCGGCCAUCGGGCAGGGGGGUUCCGGGCAGCUCCAGCCUGGCCGUUCGGCCCUUUCCCAUCUUCUUCUCGAGUGGAUUCGUAUAAACUGAGGAUGCAUUUGAUCAAAGGAAAAAAUGCCAUAGAUCGUUACUUGGCUGUGCAUAUCAAAGGAUUGUCAAAACAAGAGGCGGCUGCUUACCGGAAUUCAUACAAGAAGAACAUCUGCCUAGACAUGCUGCAGCAGGGUUAUCACAAGUCUUUUGCUGAGCUCUUUACUCUGAUAGAGCAGUGGAAUGCCUUGAGGGAGGCUUCAGGGCCUGGGUCAGCCAUAUGGCUGGAAAAAUCCCUCGAGGAGCAGCCUGAUAAGCUGGAUCAGCUUCACUGUUUCCUGACCAGAGCUGAGGCAGCCCAGCAAUCAGAAAACUAUGAAGAGGUUUAUUCUAAUCAACUAAACUUAGCCUAUUGCUUCAACAAGCUUGAAGACAGAUGGUUAAGGAAUUAUUUCUAUGAACAAUGUUACAAAACUGCUCAACUAAUUAAAAUUGAUGGUGGGAAGAAAGAAGCUGAAGCACACUCUAAUAUGGGCCUUGUUUAUGAAGAACAAGGUCACUUCCUGAAAGCUGUAGAACAUUAUGAAGCAUUUUAUAACCUGACAGUGGGACGGACGUGGAAAGAUGAUACAGGCCGGAAUUUCAACUCACUAGCCUGUGAGCAUCUCUGGAGAAUUUACACAUUACUGGCAGACAAAAUGCUAGCAAAUAAAGAACAUCAAGAAGCCAUCAGAAUUCUAACAAAAGCUUUAAAAAUGGCAGAAGAAGAGAAUAUGAAGAUGGAAGGAGAAACUGCUUUCUGUUUAGGCAUAGCGUAUUUUUCAGCUGGAGAAUUACAGAAAGCUACAUUAAAGUUAAAUACUUAUCUGAAUAUAUCCAAACAACUGGAAGAUUAUGUUGGAUUAGGGAGAGCAUAUCAAACAGUAGCUCGGGUCCUUUUAAGUCAGGGAAAAAAAGGUGAAGCUAUUAGAUACUUGGAAAUGUUCAUGGAUAUUGCCAAGAAAGUUCAGCUGAGCCAAAGUCUUGUGGAUGCAUGUAUAUUCCUUGGAAACAUUUACAAUGAAAGUGGGAAUUACAACAAGGCCUGUGAAUAUUUCAGUCAGGCUUUUGAAGCAGCAAAUGCUCUCUCCGAUUUGGCCCUCAUGAAUGAAAUAAAGGUAUAUUGUGGCAUUGGAACAGCCCAUAGCUUGAUGUUGAAAGCUAACACUAAUAUAGAAGCUGCAGAUCCCAUCAAUCUCAAGUGCCUGCUGGACUGGAAAGAAAAUAGAAGUGACAUGUUCAAUGACCCUUUUACUGUGGAUGCCCAACAAGAAGAAAACACUGAAGAUAUGGUUAGCUACAUUCCAACUUCUGAAGAAACUAUCUGACCUAUUGAAGAGUUUCUAAAACUGAUGAAUGAAUACAAGGAGAUGCUUGUUCAAACAAACCUUGAAAUGUUAAAAUUGGACCAAAUAAACAGGUUAAUCAAAUGGAUAUUUUAAUAUGUUUAGUUUUUGUAUCCAUAAUCAUCAACAUUAAACAAUAAAUGUUCCAAAAAUUUAUUUAUAAACAUACUUGAAUUUCUAUCCAUGUGCUAAUUAACUGCUCUAAUUCCUAUUAAAAUAAACUAAUAUGUUAAAAUUCAGUGUCUGAUACGACUAAUAUUUAUAUUUUUGUUUCAUGCUUUUUAUUUCAUUUAUUCGAACUAUAAUUGAUUGAUAUUAUUAACAAAAUGAAAUAGCAUUUCUUAUAUAUAUUUCAGUUAAACAGUCUGUAAUUUUUGAAUGCAUUUUUGUGAGCUUGGGGACCUUUAUACAACGAUUAACACAGUGGGUUAAGGCACUAUGGCUUAAGGAAUAAGGCAAUCAUAUCAUAACAUAUCAAUACAUUUUGGUCGAGGAAUCAAAGAUAUCCUAUAAACUAAUUUUAGGUUAAUUUAAGACAAGGCAUCUGUCCUGUGGGAUAGGAUGUCUCCGAAGUUCUGUGUGGCUAUCAUUUGAUAGCAUUCUGAAAGGCCUUAAAGACUUGGCUGU